AUGUCUGUUGGAAAUGUCGCUGCUACCAAGGCCAAGGAGACGUCCUCGAAAAUGCAUCGCAGGUCGCGAACAGGCUGCUUUACCUGCAGAUUGCGACGGAAAAAGUGCGAUGAGGGCAAGCACUCCUGUAAAGCCUGCCGUCACCUUGGACUCAAAUGCGAAUACAAGCGACCAAUGUGGUGGAGCAAUACCGAGAAGCGAGCACACCAGAAAGAGCUCAUCAAGGAUGUCAUCAAGCGAACGAAGCUGAACGAGAAGGCGGAAGCAUCAGCCACUACACAGGGACUCAACGACACUACUCCUCCAAGUCUCAGUCAUUCCGUACCAACAUCAGAUGGAUUUUCUGACGAGAUGGCGCGGACAAGAGGAGUAUCCUUGGAAUCACAAUUCUCCCUGGGCUGCAACUACAACUCCAUGACCACCCAGGACCUCUUCAGCUCAUCCAUCAUGCCACCUCCGCAAUUUGUGCCUUCGUUUCCCCCUCCACCGCCUUUUGGUAACUUCGCACCGUACGAGGUUGAUAUCAAGACCGAACGACAGACUUUCGUGAACGACAUUCCAACGCGUCGCGACUCCACAAUGUCGACCUUCAGUACUUACCAGAUGCCCGCGCAACCAGGCCAAGAGCUCCCGACCGAGGGUUGGAUUCAGCACGACUACUACGAGAGCAGAAGAGAAUCAUUCGCCGAGGAGCCUGUCAAUUUUGAUUUCUUUGACUUCCCACACCACACCUUCUCGCCGACUCAUCAGACGAUGAUUCAAGUCGAGGAGUGCGAUCAGCAUCUGCUCAACCACUUCAUUGACAACGUCUUGAGACUCAUCUUUCCUAUCCUGGAUGCAAACCAACACGGGUCUGCUCGCUCGGACGUCAUCCUUCCUGCUCUUGAAUCCAACAAGGCCUACCUGCAUUGCUGCCUCAGCAUAUCUGCACUUCACCUGAAAGCUACUGAGGGCAUUCAAGGAGAACAGAUCGAUGCAGACAUCAUGCGUCAUCGUCAUGCCACAAUCCUGAAGCUGUGUGAGGCGUUGAGCACAAACGAUGAUUAUGCACAGAUCCUUGAAGCGACUCUUGGCAUGAUCUUCUUCCACUGCUCAGUUGGCCGGCCUGACGAUGGCUUGCUGGACAUCUCAUGGCAAGACCACUUCCGUGCUGCAACCGACCUGAUCAACAAACUGGAGCUUCCCCACGUUGUUGGAAGCGGUUCUGCGCAACCACCGUUCAACAUGGUCCUCGCCUCGUGGAUUGACAUACUCGGUGCAACCAUGUUGGGUCGUGCGCCAGUCUUCGCUGACACUUAUCGGGAAAAGAACCUCUCCAACGCGGCAAUGGGACUUGCCGAGCUCAUGGGCUGCGACGACCGGAUCAUGUUCCUGAUCUCCGAAAUUGCGUGCCUCGACGCUCUCAAGUUGGACGGCAUGGACGAAGUCAUGCUCUGCACCCACAUCAAGAUGCUCGGUGAUCACAUCAGUGCGACGGAACCAGGGCCGGAUGAUCUUGCGUCGCCUUUCUCUGUCACCGGCGCCAUUCGGCCGCGACAGCUCUGUAAGAAUAUGACCGCCGUCUUCCGAGCGGCCGCACGCAUCUACCUGUGCAGUUUGGUUCCUCAUUUCGACCGACGGGAUCCCAAUGUCAUGAACCUCGUUGAUACCCUCGUGGAUGCCAUGAGCUUCAUUCCUCCCGGCCCUGAGGGGUUUGACCGAUCCUUAGUCUGGCCAUUGCUCAUCGCAGGCUCCGUAUCGCUGCAACACUCAAGUUUCCGGCUCAUGUUUACCGAGCGGUCAGCCCAAAUGGGUGAUGCAUCACAGUUUGGUUCCUUUGGACGAAUGGCGGAACUGCUCAAGGAUGUUUGGACACACAACGACGACGCAGAACAGCAAGGAGAGAGACAGAGCGUCCACUGGCGGGACGUUAUGAUACAGAGGGGCUGGGACUUUCUGCUAAUCUGA
Eremomyces bilateralis CBS 781.70 is the source of this 1947-nucleotide messenger RNA. RefSeq lists its product as uncharacterized. Gene Ontology annotation, molecular function: transcription cis-regulatory region binding; DNA-binding transcription factor activity, RNA polymerase II-specific; zinc ion binding. Gene Ontology annotation, cellular component: nucleus. The coding region runs from base 1 to 1947 and encodes 648 amino acids. The record is from RefSeq and is a predicted model, not a curated record. Gene Ontology annotation, biological process: positive regulation of transcription by RNA polymerase II. The transcript is spliced from 2 exons. Lineage: Eukaryota; Fungi; Ascomycota; Dothideomycetes; Eremomycetales; Eremomycetaceae.